GUUUACGCAACUUUUGACAUUUGACAUCUGUCAAUUUGUUAUGUAAAAGUGUUGUGGGCCCCCUUAGAAAUGGCAAGUUUAUUUCGUGUUGGAGUGUGCCGUUUUGUAGGCAAAAACGGUAACAAUUUGUUGCUUAAAAAUGACAACCCAACGCAUUUAUUGAGAACUAUCACCAGUAAAACCAUGAUGAAAGGUGAUAGGCCCAAAAAGCCUGAACCGUACCCUUACAACACGAAGAAAUACGGUUUUUUGAAAUCUCUAAUCGAUAGGACUACGCCUAGAAUGGAUGAGAACUCUAAGCUGUUGGUUGUUGAGGGGCCUAUAGCCGCAGGUAAAAGUAAGUUCGCGCAAGAGUUAGCUAAAGAGAUGGGUAUGUUGUACCUACCUGAAGCCAAUUUAGACAUGUAUUACAUAAACGAUUACGGUUUUGAUUUGCGAACGCUCGACAAUGAAAUGCCGGAGGGUUGUAAGAGUUUUGAUGUUAUGGAUUUCAUGAGGAACCCGCAAAACAUGCUGACGGCGAGAAUGCAGCUGGAAAUAUACGAAAUAAAGUUUUCACAAUAUAUUGAUGCUUUGGCGCACAUUUUGAGCACUGGGCAGGGUGUCGUUUUGGAUAGGUGCGUUUUAUCCGACUAUGUGUUCACCGAGGCCAUGUACAGUUCGGGUUAUUUGUCCAAACGAGCCCGCAGAAAGUAUUACGAAUACCGCGAUAAUACAGUGAGGGAGUUAUUGAGGCCCCACUUAGUAAUCUACCUUGAUAUGCCGGUAAAAAAAGUCAUGGAAAACGUUCAAAAGCGAGGCAUCAGUUGGGAGAAGAAUUCUCCUGUUAUAACCCCCAAAUAUUUGGAGUGCAUGGAGAAGGUUUACAAGCAGGAAUAUUUGAAGACUAUUAGUACUCACUCUGAGUUGUUGGUUUAUGAUUGGUCUGAGCAGGGGGAAGUGGAAAUUAUCAUUGAAGACAUUGAAAGAAUCGAUUUUGAUAAUUAUGACUAUCAAGAUCCCAAAAUGAAGGAUUGGGAUUUAGCCAGAGAGGAAGAUUGGAAUGUACUAAGGCGUUUGUAUGCAGACCAAAAGGAAAAAUUAAUGAGUCUAUUUAAUAUUCCUUGCUAUGAAGUACCAGAAUUAAUGAUAGAAGCUGAAGAUGCCGAUAGGUACUACCAAGUAUUACAAAGUGCUCCUGGUAUGAAAUAUGAUAAGGGUUAUAAUGUUGAUCAGGGAGAUCAAGGAGUGUUGUUGAAAAGUUCCAACCCCCCAAGAAAUACACUGCCAUUGAGGGAAAGAAGGCAACUUUGAUGCAACUUGUAAAUACAAUGUAAAGUUUUUUAAUAAAUAAUUUAAUUUAAAUGUUAAAUAAAUCAAUACAAAUUAUACCAUAGCUUGUUUAUUUAUUUAUUCAAAUAUACUACAAACAUAUUCACACCAAUAACUCUCAUUUUUUCUUUCCCAUUGCCAUGGAUAUCAACGUGUAGUAACUUUGAAUCACUCCCAUGCCUAUCAAAGUAGCAGUUACAAUGAAGAGUGCUUUAUCUCCAAACCCCGAUUUCAGGUAAACUGGGACGCCAUUAUCCUCUUGGUACGCAGUAUUCUUGCGCAGAAUCGCUUCUGUUGGUUUGCUGUAAGCUCUCGCGCCUUUUAAGGCUUCCCGAGAGCCCUUUUGCAAAACACGUCCAAUCAAUGUAGCCGACAUUUCCACUGUUACAUAG
Molecule: messenger RNA, 1703 nt
Organism: Brassicogethes aeneus
Lineage: Eukaryota; Metazoa; Arthropoda; Insecta; Coleoptera; Nitidulidae
Source: the annotation of a GenBank genome assembly